CUCGCUUUCCACAUGUGAUCUUUUUGCUUCCGCAGAUGAAAGAAACAAUCAUGAACCAAGAAAAGCUCGCCAAGCUUCAGGCCCAAGUGCGCAUCGGUGGCAAGGGUACUGCCCGCAGAAAGAAGAAGGUUGUCCACAGAACAGCUACAGCAGAUGACAAGAAACUUCAGUUUUCAUUGAAGAAACUGGGAGUCAACAAUAUUUCUGGAAUUGAAGAGGUAAACAUGUUUACUAACCAAGGAACAGUCAUUCACUUCAAUAACCCUAAAGUUCAAGCAUCUCUGGCUGCUAAUACUUUCACUAUCACUGGUCAUGCUGAAACAAAGCAGCUGACAGAAAUGCUUCCUAGCAUCUUAAACCAGCUCGGAGCUGACAGUUUGACCAGCCUGAGGAGACUGGCAGAAGCCCUUCCCAAGCAACCUGUGGAUGGAAAAGCUCCACUUGCUACUGGUGAAGAUGAUGAUGAUGAAGUCCCAGAUCUGGUUGAAAACUUUGAUGAAGCGUCAAAGAAUGAGGCGAACUGA
Dryobates pubescens (Downy woodpecker) is the source of this 524-nucleotide messenger RNA. RefSeq names its product basic transcription factor 3 (gene BTF3). The transcript has 5 exons. The record is from RefSeq and is a predicted model, not a curated record. The coding region runs from base 36 to 524 and encodes 162 amino acids. Gene Ontology annotation, cellular component: nascent polypeptide-associated complex; cytosol. Lineage: Eukaryota; Metazoa; Chordata; Aves; Piciformes; Picidae.